Messenger RNA from Scomber japonicus (chub mackerel), 1318 nucleotides. It is a transcript of the gene rnf130, whose product is annotated as ring finger protein 130. Bases 43 to 1293 code for a protein of 416 amino acids. NCBI's taxonomy places the organism in Eukaryota, Metazoa, Chordata, Actinopteri, Scombriformes, Scombridae. The transcript is spliced from 8 exons. The record is from RefSeq and is a predicted model, not a curated record.
GGUUGGAGGACAGGUGGAUGUAAGCCGGACUCCGAGGACGCCAUGAUGUCCCUGAGGUGGACUGGUCUCCCUGCGGUGCUGGUCCUGGUCCUGGUGCAGCCCGGCUGGGUGGGGGGGGCGCGGGCCGACAGGAACCUGGUGUCGGAGGAGUACGUCGGCGCUACGGUGAACGCCACGGUAACGGACGGCCGCGGGAACACCGUGCACCUGAUGAGCAGCGAGGACGGGACCUACGGGCAGAACUCCCCCAAACUGGACUCCAGGGGGGUCGUCUUCACACCUGCACCCCACCACGGAGCGGUGGACCGGCAGGGUUGCGACCCCAGCACCCGCUUCCUGGUCCCGGCCCGCGUGGUCCACUGGGUGGCGCUGCUGCAGAGAGGAAACUGCACUUUUAAGGAGAAGAUCCUGAAGGCCGCCGCCUUCAACGCCACGGCCGUCCUCAUCUACAACAACUCCACCGACAAGACGGUGAAGAUGGGACACGAAGGGACCGGGGACACGGUGGCGGUGAUGAUCACGGAGGCGUUUGGGAAGGAGAUCCUGGCCCAGCUAGACCGGAACCUGACGGUCCAGGUCUCUGUGUUGGUGGGUCAACGCGGUUCCACCAAGACCAUCAACCGCGGCUCGCUGGUGUUCGUGUCCGUGUCCUUCAUCGUCCUCCUCAUCAUCAGCUCCGCCUGGCUCGUCUUCUACUUCAUCCAGAAGCUCCGCUACAGCAGCGCCCGCGGCCGCAGCCAGCGUCGUCUUGGCGACGCGGCGAAGAAAGCGAUCGGGAAGUUGACGACGAGGACGGUGAAGAAAGGAGACAAGGAAACUGAUCCAGACUUUAAUCACUGUGCUGUGUGUAUUGAAGCGUAUCAGCUGAACGAUGUGGUUCGUAUCCUGCCCUGCAAACACGUCUUCCAUAAGAUGUGUGUGGACCCGUGGCUGAACGAGCACUGCACCUGUCCCAUGUGCAAACUCAACAUCCUCAAAGCUCUCGGCAUCAUGACCAGUCUUCCCUGUGUGGACAGCGUGGUGUUGGACGUGGAUCGUCUGGGUGUCAGUCGGGCGUCCAGCAGCCAGAGGGCGCCGCUGAGUGACAGCAGCCAGCCGUCCAUCAGCCUGGAGCCUCUCAGCCCCCCCCACCCUGAGACCACGCCCAGGACCCCCGCUGACAUCACUGUGGCUGUGACCAGCGGAGGUCAUUUCUUCAACAGGAACUCGAUGUCUCCUCGCAGCGUCGUCUGUGAGAUGGAGCUUCCCGACAUUCAGGCCUCGCACGAUCUCUACGAUGACAAUAAGUCCUGAGGCUCAUCGUCCUCCCAUCACCACC